Messenger RNA from Pseudoliparis swirei, 3499 nucleotides. RefSeq lists its product as uncharacterized. The record is from RefSeq and is a predicted model, not a curated record. Bases 715 to 3258 code for a protein of 847 amino acids. The transcript has 4 exons. Gene Ontology annotation, molecular function: 3'-5'-RNA exonuclease activity. Lineage: Eukaryota; Metazoa; Chordata; Actinopteri; Perciformes; Liparidae.
CAUUUCUACUGCUCCUACAUUUUAAUUGAUUUGUAAAAGCUACAGCAUGCAGCAUGGCGCUUCUGCUCUGUUGUUAUUCACGGAGUAGUGUCGCUUAGUGUGCAGGCAAAGUUGUUACAAACACUUCCGAGUGGCUUCCAGAAGAGGCUAACAUUAGCAUGCACAGGUCGCCUUAAUGCUCGCAUUAUGUCACGUUAUGAACAUCGUUAGCGCCAGUGAUCCACAUUGAUUGUGUUGGGCUGUUAUUCAUUAUGAAAAUAAAUUAAAACUAUUAUUCGUGCAUGAUUGUUGUUGAUUGUUUUAAUGUUAUUAUACAAUGUUGCACCAACCGCUAUGACGCAUUCCUUGUAUGUAAAAACAUACGUGGCAAUAAAAGGUUCUGAUUCUGAUGAGUACAGAUAAUGAGGAAUAUCUAAAUAACCCAGUGUGGACCACAUUUAAGGAACAUCUUUCAACACAAUACAAUUCAACAGCACCGAGUAAACUGCGAGAGUGUUUAGAUCAAUUUAGCAACAUUAAUGUAAUCUGGAGCGACCAGUUAAUUGAUGGAAUACAUCUACAACUUAUUUUCAGGGAAGGAAAAGAGUUUGUCUUCACUGUGAUGUCAUUGUGCACACUAGUGCCAACGGGAGGCCUUUUGUCUGCAGGGGUGCAUUCACCAGGACAACACUGAAAGAGAUCGAAAGCAAAAUAUAGCUGUCCUUAACUUACACAAUGGAGGAGGGCCAACAUGUCUCGCUUUGUGGUAAAGCGUCAUUACCUGAAGAUAAUCUGAGAGACGAGUACUUCUGGAAGCUUGUUGCGGACUUCAUCGGUCCUCAAUUGGGAGAAGGGCUCGAGCUGGAAAAGGCACCAUGCAAGAACAGACUUUUAAUUCAAGUAGGACUCAUGAGAGAGGACAAUAACUUCCCCUGGAUCGCCAUUCUCAAUUGGCUCAUGAAAAUCUUCCCCAGCCAUCACUCGGCUGACUUUCGCCGUUUGAUUGAAAGCGGCAUCGCAACGACGUUGAGCCUCGGGAGUGACGCGAGGCUGGCCUUCCUCGAAUCGUACGCCAACUUUAACUUUGUCGGCCCGAUAUGCGACAGCAUCGGAGUCGAGCGGCAGCAUCUUCUAGAAAUGAGGGAUUUUUCGGCCCAAGCGCAGUGGGUCGAGGUCACCAACGGCUUGAUUCUCGAGUUGAGCAACUUUGUCACCAGGGAGAGAAUCGCGCCGGUUGUUUUAGUCACGUGGCUUCGGAAUUUCAACCCUGAGUUCUGCGAGGAUGGGGACAUUAAAAAAGCGUAUAAAGUCCUCAGGUCCAAGAUAAAAAAGUUGAAACUGCAUUACCGCAACUCUGAGACGAGGAGUCGCAGGAGGAACGCGGCGAUGGAACAUCUGCGCCAGAGCCACUUUGAACUGGUGCGGAGAAAGACGGCGAAAUUGAUCGUGAAGAAACGCAUGAAACGAGAGGGAACCAGAGAGUACGAAAAAGUUACCGUCAAGGAGGAAUACGAGAGCGAUGAAAUCACGCAGGACGACGAUUUCGAGGUGAACGGAGAGCGUGUGAGGAAAGUGGUCGUAAAAGACGAUUCGGACGAAUCCAACAGCGAAGAAGAAACGACCUCGGGUGAAAAGCAAGAGUCGCUGAACCUGCUCGACAUCGCCAUGGUGUCGGUCCAGAAGCUGUCGCGCAUGUACGGCGCGAAGAACGAAACGUGCGGCCAGGUUUGCUUGGACCUCCUCAAAAAUCAGUACGCCCUGACGUGCAAGGAGCAUCCGGCCAUGGCGGAGUUCGAGAAGAAACUCGACGCCGUCUGCGAGGAAGUGUCGCUCGUUUACCCCGUGGUGUUUUUAAACUACAACGCCAAUUUCCUCGUCGCAAUGCACGACGCCGUGGAGCGGCAGGUCGCGAACUUCGAGAAAGAGAUCGUCCUGUCGACGGGGGAGGAGCUCGGCCGCGACAAGCUCCCCAAAUUCAGGGACUUUGUGAAUCUGUCCGAAAGCGCCACGUCGCGCUACAUCCACAUGGCUUGCGACGUGGUGAGGCCCGCCGGCGUCCCCGGCGCGCCGGACUACAGGAGUCACUGGGUCGCCUUCUGCGAGGAAAAGCAAAACCCCUCCAGGCUUUCAGUGAAUCAGUCGAAUGAAUUCACCGGCUACUUUGAAUCGGCGGCGGGUCUCGUCCACCACCACAGAGAGAUGGCGCCCUUCUUCUCCGAUUUGCUGUCGAUGGACAACGACGAGUGCCCCAACGUGAUUCUGGAGUGCGUCGCCGCCGACGCCUCCGACCCCGCCAUCCAGAGCCUCGUGUGCGUCCUGGCCGUCGUCUAUUGCAAAAUCCUCGGCCCGUACUGGCAGCUGCUGAGAAGCGGAGCCGAGUACUCUCGGUUCAGCCACUACAUGCUGCGCCUCUACCAAAAGUUCCUCGACUGGUCCAAAGAUCCGUCGACGCUGCUGGAACCCGAAGGGGCCGCGGACGUGUUCCAGCAGUUCCCGUCGCAGGAGAAAACCUACGACGGAGUGUUCCAGUUCUGCGGCCAGUGGCCCACCAACAGGGAGCUCAUCAGAGCGUGCCUGAAGAAGACGGUGAAGGUGAUUGCGACCGUCACCGAGGAACACCUCAAGGAUUUCCUGCCCGGGGGAAUGUUCUCCACCGUCCCGUCGCCAGAGCUGAGUUUGCGUCUGGUGAGUUGCACGUUCUCCGUGCUGAUGGCGGAGUAUCCGUCCAGCCGGCCGCAGCCCGACGACAGAAAAAAGUUCUCCAAGCGCAAGAACCCGGGAAGCUCUCAGGAAGACGGCGGACCAUCCGGUUCGUCCGCCGGCAGCUCCGAUGAUUCUUGCGCUUGGCGGGCGAAACACGGGACCGACCAGCGGGACGAGCCCGGUCCGUCGAUGAAGAGCGUCAAGAAAGAAAAGGAACCCGAAGAGGAGAACAUGGACAGGGACUACAUAGUCGCCACGGUGAACAGAAACGGGGGGCCGUGUAAGUCGCAGCAGGAAGUCGACAAGAUGAUGCUGCGCUUUGACGGCAACACCCGAGCCGAGAAACGGGAAGCGGUCCGUUGUGAGGUCUUGUACCAGAAGAUGGUUCUGAACAACACGGACCCGAACUUGGACUGCGUCUUCAGCAACGUCACGAAAAUGGUGAUCAAGCUGAAGAUCUCACUUCCCCGUUUGAAGCCCGGCUACUCUCUCGUUUGGGCGCCCAGAAAGAUCCAAAUGAAGCCGGUGCUCCAGGACAUGCCGGAUGCUGCAGUGAGUGAAAGUGGAGGAACAUGAGCGCUUUUAUUGCGUCUUGAUAAACAAGUGGAUAGCAGAAAAUCAUGAAAUUUGAUUAAUAUACUUUUGAUAUUGCGUGAAUAAUAAUGGGCAUGGUGCUGUAUUGUAAUAAGGCUUUUUUUUAAAUGAAAGUUUACCCCUUUUUUCUGUUGCCGAGAAGAAAAUUUUUAUUUUUAUUCAAGAUCAGUCAAUAACCACUGCUGACUUAAAAUAUGUGACAGAAUAAACAACUUUGUUCAUA